Messenger RNA from Bipolaris victoriae FI3, 1662 nucleotides. RefSeq lists its product as hypothetical. The coding region runs from base 1 to 1662 and encodes 553 amino acids. The record is from RefSeq and is a predicted model, not a curated record. The transcript has 3 exons. Lineage: Eukaryota; Fungi; Ascomycota; Dothideomycetes; Pleosporales; Pleosporaceae.
AUGGCAUGUUCUGAGUAUGAAAAGGAGUUGAUGAAAGCAUUGAGCCUGUGCAAGCCAUCUGAUGUCAUCAAGAACGAAGCCUUGCUCCGAUGUUUCCGGCAAUUCAUAGAAAACGGAACUGUAAUUGAGUGGUGUAAGAUUCUUCCAGAGAGCUUUGGGGCUCACGAUGUGUCCACGGCUAUCCAAAAGCUCCGGGCGCCGGUUCGCGCCGCCGAUGUAGUCACGCAACAGCCACAACAGCCACAACAGCCACGUGAUACCCCUAAACCACCAAACGAGCAGUACUUUGAGGGGUUCGUUUCAGAAAAAAGGAGGUUGGAAAGGUUGUAUAGAAUUGCUCAACGCAUGACUGGCGUUGAGACAACGAUACAGAUAUGCGAAGACCAUAAAGACUUAAUUCAAGCCGAUCCGAUCAUACAGGCAAAAGCGAUAUACAAGAGAAUAGAGGGGCCUGCGGAUGGAAGUAACCUACUCUAUCGGCAGCACGUUAUUCUUUUCGGAGAUGCAGUCGACCGAUACGCAGCUUUGCGGCCAGUGCAACUCUCAAGAGGACAAAACUGCAAAACCGCCGCUUUCGAAGCGAUCGCUGAAGGACUCAAAACUGAAAAGAAAAAGGUGGCUAAGAAGUACACUCACUCUCGCCUUUACUUGAAGUUUGCAGAAAUUGGAGGGCCAGGUUCUCUUUAUUCAAUAGAUGGCUCCAAGUGGGACAUGGAAAAUACCAAUGAAGAAGACAUAGAGUUGCUCUGCAACUACAGGAAAGAAAGGCUACCAACGGUGGAAGUGCGAUCACAGGCUCUUGAUUUUGUGGUCAUCAAAGAUUUUACACGGAAUCUCCUGGCUCAAGGGGCAGAUGCAGCCGAGAUUACAGCAGGCCGCACCGCUUUAACAAAUUUGAUUUGUCGUCACGUAGAAAUUGCAAGGUUUAUACAGGAUGGCACUAUACUUCCAGCACGCACAAGCGUAUACAACAACGAACAGCCCCAGCGUACGUCUCCACGAUCUCCUGUAAGACCUGGAUCCGGAAUGGAUAUCAGAACGCCUUCCCUCACCAUGUCUUUCGAUCCGCAAAGACCAGUACCAUUCCACCAUGCUCUACAAAGUCACCAAUCAUAUCGUGCUGCGGAGACACGCGCGAAUACAGCCAAACGACGAAGGAUCUCUAGGGAUGAAGGCUUACAAGCCCUAACAGAGUCAGACAGCAUACAAGAAGAUGAGCAGACAUACUUUACGCCUCGUUCACAAGCUCCACAACUUACUGCCGGAGCAAGAACCUAUGAUCAGGGAAAUCAUCAAACUGAAGAAACCCCAAAUGCCCUUCAGUUAUUGGAAAAUGGUAACGAAUUAGAGGCUACUGCUGUCGAACUGCGCCAGCAGCCAUCCACAUACAUCAGCUCAUUUCAAGAUGAGCAGUCUUCAUACACUUUUCGAGGCCUAGAGUACGGACCGGGAUCAUCGUCAAAUACUUUAAAUGGGAUAUUGGAUCAAUUCUGUCCAUCAGAAAAUGAAGACUCAAUGAGGAAGGCGAGCAGUGCACUGAGCUCCAGUGAUGUCAGGGAGGAAAAAGAUCAAGAUGGCAGCGAAUUACCUUCGGUGGUGGUCAGGGAUGUUCGCAUUGGGGAGCAGCGUUUAGAAGAUCUCGAUUUGUUUACUUGCUACUAG